Gongylonema pulchrum is the source of this 270-nucleotide messenger RNA. The record is from the annotation of a GenBank genome assembly. Lineage: Eukaryota; Metazoa; Nematoda; Chromadorea; Rhabditida; Gongylonematidae.
GUAGAUGGAUCGAAGGCAUAUGUUUUGGGUGGUAUUGUGGAUCGUGUGGCGCAACAUCGUUUACAUCCACAUGCUACUUUACUAGCUGCACAAGAAGAUCAGGUGGAAGCACGUAGGCUGCCAAUUGAUAAAUAUAUCAAAUGGAAAUCCGGCUCGAAAAGUUUAACACUACUUGCAGUUGCUUCAAUCCUGUACAGCGUAUAUGAAUCCGGUGGCGAUUGGGAGCGUGCAUUUAAAAAAAUUCCGGCACCUGGGCAGUUUGGUAUUUAG